This is a messenger RNA of Penicillium griseofulvum, 255 nucleotides long. RefSeq names its product Short-chain dehydrogenase/reductase SDR. Lineage: Eukaryota; Fungi; Ascomycota; Eurotiomycetes; Eurotiales; Aspergillaceae. The record is from RefSeq and is a predicted model, not a curated record. The transcript has 2 exons. Bases 1 to 255 code for a protein of 84 amino acids.
AUGUCUCUCCAGAUAAACAGCGUAUCAUUAGUGACAGGCGCUGGCAGUGGUAUCGCCAAGGUAAUCGCCCUCACCUACUCCGUAGAAGGAGCCCGGGAUGUAGUUAUAGCCGAUUUGAACUACAAGGCAGCACUCCAGACAGCACAGGAAAGUGAAUUGAUAGCAACGAACCCCACCUACCGGCCACAUGCCGUGGCUGUUGAUGUGACCGACACAGAAAGUGUCAACUACAUGGUCACAGCAGGGUCAAUGUGA